This is a messenger RNA of Cladocopium goreaui, 738 nucleotides long. NCBI's taxonomy places the organism in Eukaryota, Dinophyceae, Suessiales, Symbiodiniaceae. The record is from the annotation of a GenBank genome assembly.
AUGCUCGGCCUCGAUUGCAUGCAGAAGACUCUGAUGACGCGAGAGCAACAGCUCUACCAGGAGGCCACAAUUGGUGUACCGAAGAAGAAGGCCAUGACGGCCAGGACCAAAUCCAACUUGUCCUUUGUGAAACAAAAUCGCCCGGAGCUCUUUAAAGCCCAAGGUGGACAAGUGCAGGAGGAUGCUCCACUUCCGUCUGGCUUCAAACCCUUGCAGGACGGAUGGCUGCACAACCCCGACACUGGGGUGUUCCUUGAACCCGGUGGUCAAAAACUGUGGUUUGACCCAGAGGCUCGGGAGUACCAAGAACUCUACGAGGGUUCAACGCUGCCACUUUGUGUUCAUGGUGGUGCAACCUCCAGCAGCUCUCGUGCCAAGCAUGUGUUCAUACCAGACUUACAUAGAACUGCGCAAGUUCUCAAGGCUGAUUUGGGACAUUUGGAUCGCCCUGCUGCCUUGCUCGCCCUGUUGGACCCAAGUGCAGUGGCACAAGCGCCUCAUGAUCGUCUCAUCCGACGCCUGGCAGCAGCUCGCAGUGAGUGGUCUGAGGAGGCCAUUUCUUCUGCGCUAGCAGGUGUGCUUUCUUCCUGCGAGGCCACUGGCAUUGCAUUGGCGUUGGUAGUGGGCCAAAGUCUAGAGGGGUGCAAAAGGGGUAGGGUGAAAUUUGAGACCGACAGGCGCCGACAGGUCGAGAAGUUCCCCCUUGCAUAUGUGUGGCUCCAGAAUUUGUUGCAAUAG